Molecule: messenger RNA, 1739 nt
Organism: Schistocerca americana (American grasshopper)
Lineage: Eukaryota; Metazoa; Arthropoda; Insecta; Orthoptera; Acrididae
Product: adhesive plaque matrix protein-like
Exons: 2
Coding region: 79-513 (144 amino acids)
Source: RefSeq, a predicted model, not a curated record
CUUAAAAGAGCGCAGGUCUGUCGGGGAAGGAUAUUUGCUCAACAUCGCCGUGAAAGCUGCGAGUGUGUAGCACUCAGUAUGCAGGCGACGGCAGUUGUGUUCGUGACGGUGCUGCUGAUGGUGGGACGCUGCACAGCUGUCGAUCCUGAGGCCGCUGAUAACGCCGUGGAGGACCCUGGGGCUGCGGUGGGGGCGGCGGGGGAGGAACUGGUCAAGGAGAGUCGACUGGGGGCCAAGGCCUCCCCGCGCAGCCGCUUCCCCGCCGCCAUGAUCGGCUACAACCGCUACUACCCGGAGUACAGCCCCGAUUUUUACUACCCUCCGGGCUACCCGAGAUAUUACCCUUCCUAUCCCAACAAUUACUAUCCCACCUACCCCACAGUUAACUACCCUCCUGUGAACUAUCCCACAAAUAACUAUUACCCGACGGGCUACCCUCCCUACUAUCCCUACGACUACGUCCCCUACGGUUCAGGUGUCAACGAAUAUUCUGCUAGACACGAAAGGGCCUGAGUUACUUUUGAACGCGAAAUAUCCACUUGCAGUGUCUGACAAUAAAAUUUUAUUACCAUAGUUUAGCUAAUUAGGUCCACUUCCAAAGUAUUUUCACCAACUGAAAUAAUAUUAUUUUCUUAUUAUCUCGUUUGUUUAUUACUAACUUAUGUCUUUCCAAGGCCCUAUUGUCACAUCUUAAUGGCCACUUGUAGCACAUACUGAUAAGCCUAAUUUAUUGUUUACUACUUUUUACUGCAAUUAUACAAAGAUUAUUCUCCCUACCACGGUGACUGCAUUCCGAUCCUCUGGUGACUGGUUGUUACCUGUCUUUUGAAGCUCAGACAUGACAUUCUGUAAUACAUCUGCACAUUAUGCACUAGAUUCCUUAAUCAUCCCCGUGAUGUUAUCGUGCAAUCAUCUUGUCGCGCUUAUUUUUCACUCUGUCCCUAAAUUUCUUCUAUUCUGAUAAGUUGCUCAACAACCAUAUGAAUAGGCGCCUAGCUCAUUAGCGAAUCUGGCUCAUCAGUGAAUCUGUUUCGAGAUACGUGAAUGUUCCGAUAGCAAUCACACUGGACAUUUCACAUUCUUUCAUAAUCUUUCUUGAUGGAAUUAUGUUUUGUAAAUACUACAUACUAAAAAACCCCUUAAAAUGAAUAGUAGUUCGUAAUACAAGGAUGCACGCUGAAAAUACCUUACCGGAGCGCAUAUUUAACAUAAACAUUCGAACAGAGGAGAGAAAUAUUCUUCAGAAUGUGGGUAUAUUGUUUCCCACAUGAUAAAAACAGAUUAUUGAUGAGUUUGAGAACUCAGUCGUAGCUCAUAUCUGUGGCUCUCCAACAAAAAGUAUAACGAACAGUUUUCUGAAGUCAAGUCGUCUUGUACAAUGAAGAGUAAUUGUAUUCCUUGGUAUGUUUCGAUCGCUACCAGAAUGUCGGAAUGAAACUGCCUAAUUUGCGGUAGAGCUGAUUUGUUUACAGGUAGUGUAAUUUUUCACGUAUCACCGGAAACUGUAUCUGUAAGGCGUCAAGUUGCAACAAUAGACAGUAACGUCCUCUCUAAGAAUUUCACAACCUGAAUAAUACAUGACGUUUUCUUGAAUAACUCUGUAACAAGUUAUUUCUUUGUGCUGAUGUAUCUCACCAAGCUAAAAUAUUUUUACCGCUUCGUAGAUAUAAAUUCUGCACAAACUAUGUAAACCUUUUUUUGUAUUUUAAAAAUAAAGAGUAAUUUUUAAGUAAAGAAAA